CAAUUUGGCUGUGAAACAACGAAGAACGUUCUUCCAAACGAGCGAGCGAGAAGAAUUCGAUAAGAGUGCAAUUUAAAGCGUGGAAAGCGGAAGAAAGGAAGUGCGAAGUGCGUUCUUCCGAAGAGUGCAAUUAAAAGUUCGUUUUGUUUUGUUUUUCGUCAAUCAAUUGUGAUUUUGAAACUGUGUGAUCGCAAAAGAAAAUCUGCAAAUUAGCAAAAAAGAAAGUUCCUUAAGCAAGUGAUAAACCCGUUAGAAACUCUAUACACGGAAAGUGAAAAGGGAGCGCCCGGAAAUAUAUAAACACUAUAUGCCUAAAACACACACAUCCACAAUAUAAACGUUCUAUAAUCCGCGUAUAUCAAACAACAUAUAAAUAUCCAAAGCCUUGAUUGUUAUAUAUUAAGGAAAGCAAAGGAAACCAAUAUAUAUAUACCAUUAAACUCGGAAAGAACAGCAUGCAAAUAUGAUUCCCGAAGUGCCAACGUCCAGAAUCCUGCUAGUCCUGGCAAACUUAAUCGCCGUGCUGGUGCUGAUCAGCAGUUGGGUGCCCCAGGUGGCAAGUAGUCCACUUGCACCGGUGGACUACGAACAAAGACGAGUGAUGUGCUCCACCAAUCUCAGUGAAUUCAUACAGGGCAUAUGCGAAUCUGGAACGGUGUCUUACGGCGAUCGCUUUCCCAACAGUUUUGGGAAACGCAGGAAGCGAGAUGUGCAGUAUGUCGCCGAUCAGUGCUGCAAGCCGGGGGGAUGCACCUACACGGAGCUAUUAAAGUACUGCAAAGAAUGAUAUAUUCCCGAAUUGGGGUUGAGUUGAUCAACCGCCACUCCACAACACUCCACUACACUGAACUUCACUCCGCACUCUAUGCCUUGCACCUUACACACCCAACACACCAAACACACCCCACACCAUCCCACACACUCCAUCGUUCUUAAGCCUUAAGAUAAAACGAGCAAACAGCAGCCUCCCUUAGAGUACACUAAGUAUAUUUUACUAAUUUAAACUAUACACUAACUCAAUUUUGUACAAUAAAAAAAUUCAAAUGAA
Drosophila elegans is the source of this 1048-nucleotide messenger RNA. It is a transcript of the gene Ilp6, whose product is annotated as probable insulin-like peptide 6. The record is from RefSeq and is a predicted model, not a curated record. NCBI's taxonomy places the organism in Eukaryota, Metazoa, Arthropoda, Insecta, Diptera, Drosophilidae. The transcript has 4 exons. Bases 464 to 787 code for a protein of 107 amino acids.